AAUAAAUAAAAAAGAAGAAAAGAAAUAGUAAAGGAAGAUUAAAAAAAAGAGAAAUAAAACACAAAUAAUAGCACUAGUUUCGGCCUCAAACCAGCAUUCAUUUCUGUGCUUCAACCAACAAUCUCUGACCCAUCUUCUUCCUCAUCUUUAUCGAAUUUACAGACAUGGAAGGAAUGGAAGCCAAAGCUUUGAGACCGAGUUUGAGAGGCGAGUUGACUCAGCUUGAGGAUUUUGAAGAGGUUUAUAAUAAUAAUAAUAAUAAUAAUAAUACUAAUAACAACGGUACCGGAAUUUCAUGUGAUGAUUUCUCCAUUGAUGAGCUCCUUAACCUUCAAAAUGGAGAAUUUGAAGAAGGGUCUGUUGAAGAAGAGGAAGAAGAAGAAGAAAAAGACUCUCUUUGUGUUGAUGAAGAAAGUUUAACUCUUUCCGGUGGUUCUUCCGGCGCCGGUGACUCUGAGUCUGCUCUCACCAGUGAACUCGCCGUUCCGGACGAUGAUUUAGCUGAACUUGAAUGGGUUUCUCAUUUCGUGGACGAUUCUUUCUCAGAUUUUUCUCUUUUUCACCCAAUUGAAAAACAGAGCACUGAAUUUCAUUCGGAAAAUCAGUUGGAACAACCGGAGCCAACCCGACCCGGAACUAACCCGACGUGUUUUCCUUCAGUUCCGGUGAAAACCAGGACCAAAAGAGCUCGACCCACAACUCAACCCUGGUCGAGGACUAACUCGCUGAGUCAACUCACCGAGUCAAACUCAACAACCUCAUCGUCUUCUUCUUCGUCUCCGCCGCCGUGUUCGGCCUCGUUUUCAUCGAACCCUUGUCUCAUUUUCAACAACAACGUGGUUCAGACCAUGGAGUUUUUACGAAACUUGGGCGAACCACCCAUUAAGAAACCGAAGAAGAAACCGGCGGCGGUUCAGGCCGGAACUGGUGCUGUGGUCGGACCACAGUUCCAGCGACGGUGCAGCCAUUGUCAGGUUCAGAAGACACCACAGUGGCGAACCGGUCCGCUCGGCCCGAAAACCCUUUGUAACGCUUGUGGGGUUCGGUUCAAGUCGGGUCGUCUUUUCCCCGAGUACCGACCCGCUUGUAGUCCGACUUUUUCCAGCGAGGUCCAUUCGAAUAGUCAUCGGAAAGUUUUGGAAAUGAGGAAGAAGAAGGAAGUUGUCGGAUCCGGACCCGGACCCGGACCCGGGUCAGGAUCCGGGUUGGCCCGCGUAAUUUCAAGUUUUUGAGGAAAAAAAAUAAUAUUAAGGGUAGUUUUUGAGGAAAAAAGAAUAUUAUUUUUUUUUUUAAGGGUAGUUUUGGAAUUUCAGGACUUUGAACAAUUUUUUGUAAGGCUUUGGUAAAAGUUAGCGGCAGGCAGGGACUUAGGAAGGAAGAUAAGUAGUUUUUUUUUUUUUUUUUUUUUUUUUUUCUUUUUAUAUUUUUAGUUAAUUAUAGUUUUUUUUUAUAUAUUUUUAGUUGAUCAUAGUUUUUUUAAAUAGUUUUAUUGCAACAAUAUUAAUUUUUGCAGGGAAUUUUUUUAAAAAAGGUUAUUUUUAGUUCGUUACAUAUUGGUUAAAAAUAUAUAUGUUUAUAUUAUUAAUAGUAAAA
Molecule: messenger RNA, 1593 nt
Organism: Cannabis sativa
Lineage: Eukaryota; Viridiplantae; Streptophyta; Magnoliopsida; Rosales; Cannabaceae
Product: GATA transcription factor 5
Exons: 3
Coding region: 165-1232 (355 amino acids)
Biological process (GO): positive regulation of DNA-templated transcription
Cellular component (GO): nucleus
Molecular function (GO): zinc ion binding; sequence-specific DNA binding
Source: RefSeq, a predicted model, not a curated record